Hipposideros armiger (great roundleaf bat) is the source of this 359-nucleotide messenger RNA. It is a transcript of the gene CUNH5orf46, whose product is annotated as chromosome unknown C5orf46 homolog. NCBI's taxonomy places the organism in Eukaryota, Metazoa, Chordata, Mammalia, Chiroptera, Hipposideridae. Bases 15 to 293 code for a protein of 92 amino acids. The record is from RefSeq and is a predicted model, not a curated record. The transcript has 2 exons.
CCCGUGCUACAAACAUGGCUGUCUCAGUGCUUCGGAUGACAAUUAUCCUGGGACUGCUUGUCUUAAUGCUGACUUGCCAUGCUGAUGGCCAACCAGAUAACAAACCAGAUGGCAAACCAGAUAACAAACCAGAUGGCAAACCAGAUGGCAAACCAGAUGGCAAACCAGAGGACAAGCCCGAUGACUCAGGCAAAAAACCAGACUUCCCCCAUUUUCUAAACCUCUUGGGCACAGAGAUCAUUGAGAACGCAGUGGAGUUCGUCCUCCGCACCGUGUCGAGGAACAGCAUGUAAGCACCGAGGCAGGCCUUGCUUUGGCCCACUUUGCUGCUGGUAAUGACCGCCAUGCAUUAAAAGGAA